AUGGCUCCUCUCCCUAUCAAGUUUACGGAGCUUAUUAAUUUGACAAAUGCUGAAAUUGCGACUCUAGAAUCGGAUCACUAUGUCUGCGUUCGGCAAAAGCUCAAUGAAGAGGAUAAACCUCAAGUCAUCAUCAUCAACUUAAAGAACAACAAUGAAGUCCUCAAACGGCCAAUUAACGCCGAUAGUGCUAUCAUGCACUGGACCCGAAACAUCAUCGCUUUGAAGGCUCAAGGCCGCACAAUCCAAAUCUUUGAUCUGGGGGCGAAACAGAAGCUGAAGUCAGCAGUGAUGAAUGAGGAUGUUGUUUACUGGAAGUGGUUCAGCGACAAGUGCUUAGGUUUGGUAACGGAGACGUCCGUUUACCACUGGGAUGUCUUCGACCCUACCCAGUCCCAGCCACUCAAGAUCUUCGACCGACUCCCUAACCUGAGCGGGUGCCAAAUUAUCAACUAUCGCGUUAAUGAUGAUGAGAAAUGGAUGGUAGUGGUUGGAAUCAGCCAGCAGCAGGGCCGUGUUGUGGGCUCGAUGCAGCUGUACUCUAAGGAACGCGGGAUUUCGCAAUUCAUUGAAGGGCAUGCUGCCGCCUUCGCUUCGAUUCGAGUCGAGGGUUCUCCUUUGGAACAUAAACUCUUCACCUUUGCCGUUCGGACCCAGACCGGUGCCAAGUUACAGAUUGCCGAAAUUGACCACCAAGAACCGAACCCCCGAUUCCAGAAGAAGGCUGUUGAGGUCUAUUUCCCCCAAGAGGCUGUCAAUGACUUCCCGGUCGCGAUGCAAGUAUCUCGGAAGUACGAUGUUGUGUAUCUUGUCACCAAGUAUGGCUUCAUCCAUCUCUAUGACCUCGAGACUGGUACCUGCAUUUUCAUGAACCGGAUUUCCAGCGAGACCAUUUUCACUACCGCGCCCGACUCAGAUUCGGCUGGCUUGGUUGGUGUGAACCGCAAGGGUCAGGUUCUGUCCGUCAGCGUGGAUGAGAACACCAUUGUUCAAUACUUGAUGGAAAACCCUGCUAUGUCUGGGCUUGCAGUGAGGCUUGCCUCCAAGGCUGGACUUCCCGGUGCGGACCACUUGUACCAGCAACAGUUUGACAACCUCCUUGCCCAGGGCAACUACUCCGAGGCUGCUAAGAUCGCCGCAAACUCGCCCCGCGGGUUCCUUCGCACUCCGGAAACCAUUAACCGUUUUAAGAACGCUCCUCAGACCGGACAGCAAAUGUCUGUUAUUCUCCAAUACUUCGGAAUGCUUUUGGAUAAGGGAUCUCUGAACAAAUACGAGAGUGUUGAACUUGUUCGUCCCGUCUUGCAGCAAAACCGAAAGCAUCUCCUCGAGAAGUGGAUGCGUGAGGAAAAGCUGGAGGGCUCCGAGGAACUUGGAGAUAUCAUUCGACCCUAUGAUAUGAACCUAGCUCUGCAAAUUUACUUGCAAGCCAAUGUUCCUCAAAAGGUCGUUGCUGGCUUUGCAGAGACCGGGCAAUUCGAUAAGAUUCUCGCGUACUCCAAGCAGGUCGGUUAUCAGCCUGACUAUACCCAGCUGUUGCAGCAUAUUGUGCGCGUGAACCCCGAAAAGGGUGCCGAAUUCGCUGCCCAGCUUGCUAACGAGGAAUCUGGUGCGCUGAUUGACCUGGACCGUGUUGUGGACGUGUUCUUGUCUCAGAAUAUGAUCCAGCAGGCGACUUCUUUCUUGUUGGAUGCCCUCAAGGAUAACAAGCCUGAGCAUGGUCAUCUGCAGACACGAUUACUUGAGAUGAACCUGGUCAACGCCCCUCAGGUCGCUGAUGCUAUCCUUGGCAACGAGAUCUUCACUCACUACGAUCGUCCCAGAAUUUCCCAGCUGUGCGAGAAUGCUGGCCUCAUUCAACGCGCCCUGGAGAACACUGACGAUCCUGCAGCCAUCAAGCGUAACAUCGUCCGCACUGACAAGCUGAAUCCUGAAUGGUUGAUGAACUACUUCGGUCGUCUCUCUGUUGAGCAGACUCUCGACUGCAUGGAUACGAUGCUGCAGGCGAACAUCCGUCAGAAUCUGCAAGCCGUUGUUCAGCUUGCCACCAAGUUCUCCGAUCUCCUGGGUCCUGGUAGCCUCAUCAGCCUUUUCGAGAAGUACCGUACUGCUGAAGGUCUUUACUACUACCUUGGAAGCAUAGUCAACCUUAGCGAGGACCCUGAGGUUCACUUCAAGUACAUCGAAGCUGCUACUGCUAUGGGCCAGAUUACCGAGGUUGAGCGCAUUUGCCGUGAGAGCAACUACUACAACGCCGAAAAGGUGAAGAACUUCCUGAAGGAGGCCAAGUUGACGGAACAGCUCCCACUGAUCAUUGUCUGCGAUCGAUUCAACUUUAUCCAUGAUCUCGUUCUCUACCUCUACCAGAACCAGCAGUACAAGUCUAUUGAGGUCUAUGUACAGCGUGUCAACCCUUCCCGUGCUCCGGCAGUGGUUGGAGGAUUACUGGACGUUGAUUGUGAAGAGAGCAUUAUCAAGAACCUUCUCUCUACGGUAGACCCAGCCGUUAUUCCGAUUGAUGAGCUUGUCAAUGAAGUGGAGACUCGGAAUAGGCUCAAGCUCCUCUUGCCUUUCCUUGAGGCUACUCUCGCAACUGGUAACCAGCAACAGGCUGUGUACAAUGCUCUUGCGAAGAUCUAUAUCGAUAGCAAUAACGAUCCCGAGAAGUUCCUCAAGGAGAACGAUAUGUACGACACCCUGACUGUCGGCAAGUACUGUGAGAAGCGCGAUCCGAACCUGGCCUAUAUCGCGUAUAGAAAGGGUCAAAAUGACCUGGAGCUCAUCAACAUCACCAAUGAGAACGCCAUGUAUCGGGCUCAGGCACGCUACCUCGUUGAGAGGGCUGAUACGGAAAUCUGGUCUUUCGUUUUGAGCGAAAACAACGUUCACCGCAGGUCCAUGGUUGACCAGGUUAUCGCAACCGCGGUGCCUGAAUCAACGGAACCUGACAAGGUUUCCGUUGCUGUCAAAGCCUUCCUUCAGGCCGAUCUGCCUGGCGAGCUUAUCGAGCUGCUGGAGAAGAUCAUCCUUGAGCCAUCACCUUUCAGUGACAAUGGCAGUUUGCAGAACCUGCUUAUGCUCACCGCUGCCAAGGCUGACAAGGGCCGCCUGAUGGAUUAUAUUCAUCAGCUCAACGAAUUUAGCCCUGAUGAGAUCGCGGAAAUGUGUAUCUCGGUCGGCUUGUACGAAGAGGCCUUUGAAAUUUACAAGAAGGUCAACAACUACAUUGCUGCCGUCAAUGUCCUUGUUGAGAACAUUGUUAGCAUUGAUCGUGCCCAAGAGUUUGCUGAGCGUGUUGAGUUGCCGGACGUAUGGAGCAAGGUUGCCAAGGCACAAUUGGACGGCCUUCGUGUGUCUGACUCUAUCGAGUCGUACAUACGUGCUGGUGACCCCUCGAACUACCUCGAGGUCAUUGAAACCGCAACUCACGCUGGCAAGGACGAGGAUCUCGUGAAGUAUCUUAAGAUGGCCCGUAAGACCUUGCGGGAGCCCCCCAUUGACACUGCUCUGGCGUUCGCCUAUGCUCGCCUUGAUCAGCUCCCGGAGCUUGAGGACUUCUUGCGGUCGACCAAUGUUGCGGAUGUUGAGACAUCUGGUGACAAGGCUUAUGAGGAAGGUUAUCAUGAAGCUGCCAAGAUCUUCUACACUAGUAUCUCGAACUGGGCCAAGCUUGCCACAACCUUGGUACACUUGGAAGACUACCAAGCUGCAGUGGAGUGUGCUCGCAAGGCCAACAGUGUCAAGGUCUGGAAGCAGGUCAACGAAGCGUGUGUGAACAAGAAGGAGUUCCGUCUUGCCCAGAUCUGUGGCCUCAACCUCAUCGUCCAUGCUGAGGAGCUGCAGGAUCUUGUCCGCCAAUACGAACGCAACGGCUACUUUGACGAACUUAUCUCUGUUCUGGAGGCCGGCUUGGGCUUGGAGAGGGCUCACAUGGGUAUGUUCACCGAGCUGGGCAUUGCGCUCUCCAAGUACCACCCUGAUCGGGUCAUGGAGCACCUCAAACUCUUCUGGUCGCGUAUCAACAUCCCCAAGAUGAUCCGUGCUUGCGAGGAUGCCAACCUCUGGCCAGAGCUGGUGUUCUUGUACUGCCACUAUGAUGAGUGGGACAAUGCCGCAUUGGCGAUGAUGGAGCGUGCUGCCGACGCCUGGGAGCAUCACUCAUUCAAGGACAUCAUCGUCAAGGUCGCUAAUCUUGAGAUCUACUACCGCGCGCUCAACUUUUACCUGCAAGAGCAGCCUUUGCUCCUUACCGAUCUGCUCCAGGUUUUGACCACCAGGAUCGACGUCAAUCGUGUCGUGCGCAUUUUCCAGUCCUCGGAUAACAUCCCCUUGAUCAAGCCCUUCCUCCUCAACGUCCAGACCCAAAACAAGAGGGCGGUGAACGAUGCCAUCAAUGAUCUCUUGAUCGAGGAGGAAGAUUACAAGACCCUGCGCGACUCAGUGGAUAACUACGACAACUUCGACGCUGUGGAACUGGCUCAGCGCCUUGAGAAGCACGAGCUGAUCUUCUUCCGUCAGAUCGCUGCGAACAUCUAUCGCAACAACAAGCGUUGGGAGAAGUCGAUUGCGCUUUCGAAGCAGGACAAGCUCUACAAGGAUGCAAUCGAGACCGCAGCGCUGUCGGGAAAGGCCGAGGUGGUGGAAGAGCUCCUUCGCUACUUUGUGGACAUUGGCAGCCGGGAAUGCUACGUUGGCAUGCUGUAUGCCUGCUAUGACCUUAUCCGUCCCGAUGUGAUUAUGGAGGUCUCGUGGCGCCACGGCCUUCACGAUUUCACCAUGCCCUACAUGAUCAACUUCCUGUGCGAGCAGACGCGUACGAUCGAGAUGCUCAAGAAGGACAACGAGGAACGCAAGAAGCGCGAAGUCACACAGAAGACCGAAGAGGACAACACACCGAUUUUGGGUGGCUCGCGACUGAUGUUGACCCAGGGUCCAGCGGCGCCCGUGCCAAGUCCUAUGCCGUAUCAACAGACCAACGGGAUCACGCCGCAGGCUACCGGCUUCCGCCCGUUCUAG
Aspergillus bombycis is the source of this 5013-nucleotide messenger RNA. Its product is annotated as clathrin heavy chain. Gene Ontology annotation, cellular component: clathrin coat of coated pit; actin cortical patch; clathrin coat of trans-Golgi network vesicle. Gene Ontology annotation, molecular function: clathrin light chain binding; structural molecule activity. The coding region runs from base 1 to 5013 and encodes 1670 amino acids. NCBI's taxonomy places the organism in Eukaryota, Fungi, Ascomycota, Eurotiomycetes, Eurotiales, Aspergillaceae. Gene Ontology annotation, biological process: receptor-mediated endocytosis; intracellular protein transport; Golgi to endosome transport. The transcript is spliced from 5 exons. The record is from RefSeq and is a predicted model, not a curated record.